Schistosoma margrebowiei is the source of this 606-nucleotide messenger RNA. The record is from the annotation of a GenBank genome assembly. NCBI's taxonomy places the organism in Eukaryota, Metazoa, Platyhelminthes, Trematoda, Strigeidida, Schistosomatidae.
AUGAAAAAUGUACAAAAAUUUGCUUACUUUAUGGUUUUGGAUUUUGAAGCAACUUGUGAACAAGACAAACAAAUUUCAGUUGCUGAAAUUAUCGAAUUCCCCGUUCUCAUGAUAAAUGCUUCUACAUUGCAAACUGAGGCUAUUUUCCAUCGCUAUGUUCGUCCUACUGUUAAUCCAACAUUAAGCGAUUUUUGUACAGAACUCACUGGUAUAAUACAAUCCAUGGUAGACGAUCAACCGGAUUUACCGACUGUACUCAAAACGUUUGAUUCAUUUUUAGAUGAUAAUAAUUUAAAGAUAAUUCCGUAUCAAUUUGCUUUUGUGACGUGUGGUGACUGGGAUUUAAAAACAAUGUUACCAAAGCAAUGCAAGGUUCUAGGUAUAGAUGUUCCUGACUACUUCAAACAAUGGAUAAAUUUAAAACAGGUAUAUUGCGGUGUGAUGGGUCAAUUUCCAUUCGGUAUGAUGUCCAUGCUGUCGGGACUAAAUAUAAAACACACUGGUCGUCAUCACAGUGGUAUUGAUGAUUGUCAUAAUAUCGCAAAUAUUUUAUGUGAAUUGAUUCGAUGUGGUGCUACUCUAGAUAUUACUGGAAACAUAAAAUAG